Arachis ipaensis is the source of this 1434-nucleotide messenger RNA. RefSeq lists its product as uncharacterized. Gene Ontology annotation, molecular function: nucleic acid binding; zinc ion binding. Lineage: Eukaryota; Viridiplantae; Streptophyta; Magnoliopsida; Fabales; Fabaceae. The record is from RefSeq and is a predicted model, not a curated record.
AUGUAUCAAGUACGAAGAGGGCUUCAAAGUGACAUCUACAGUUCAGUGGGGCCGAUGGAGAUCAGGACUUUCUCCGAGUUAGUUAACAAAAGCAGAGUUGCCGAAGAGUGUGUGAGGAAGGCAGCUGCAGAAAGAGGAAGCCUGAGGGGAUCAUUCCCACUCAGCCGAGGGAAGAGUUUUGCUCCUAAAGGUCCGCCCUUCAAGCGGGGAGAUUUUGCACCACAGAGGACUCAGGGUCAGAAUAACUUCAGAAGGUGUGGGAGUUACCAUCUUGGUGCUCCAUGCAAGGCCGGUUGGGAUCUAUGUUACUCAUGUGGGAAGCCGGGGCACCGAGCCUCCAAUUGUUCAGAGAAGCAGAAACAAGGUACCAGGAGACCACAGCAGCCUGGACGGGUGUUUAUUACUUCAGCUAUAGGGGCCGAGGGGUCCGAGACACUUAUCCGAGGUAAAUGUGAAAUAGCGGGUCAAGUUUUAAAUGCCUUGUUUGAUUUUGGAGUAUCACAUUCAUUCAUUGCAUUUGAGAAGGCUAGUGAGUUAGAGUUGAAGAUCGUAACGUUAGGUUAUGACCUGAAGGUGUAUAAUGCCACCCAUGAAGCCAUGGUAACUAGGCUUGGAUGUCCGCAAUUUUCCUUUAGGGUCAAGCAGCGUGACUUUGUACACAAUCUAGUCUGUUUGCCGAUGGUAGGUCUUGAUCUUAUCUUGGGGUUGGACUGGUUGUCCAAGAACCACGUUCUACUCGACUGUUCCACGAAAUCAGUGUACUUCAUGUCAGAAGAUACGGAAGGGCUGGUCGUGGUAAAUAACUAUUACUUGAAUUCCAUGAUAGUGAAUUGUUUUGGGGCUGAAUGUCAAGGCAUUCUGUUGUUAACCGUGGGCGUCUCGGGUGAUGAUCAAAACUUAGAGCAGAUUCCGGUUGUAUGUGAGUUUUCUGAAGUAUUUCCCGAUGACAUCGCGGAAUUUUCGACUCAUCGAGAGGUUGAAUUUGCGAUCGAAUUGGUGCCGAAAAUAGGGCCAAUCUCGAUUGCUCCUUUUAGGAUGUCUCCACUAGAGAUGGCCGAGCUGAAAUCUCAACUCGAGGAUCUUCUGGUGUUUAUGGAUUAUAUGAAUAGGAUCUUCCGUCUGUUUCUGGAUAAAUUUGUUGUUGUCUUCAUUGAUGACAUACUGGUUUAUUCCAAGAAUGAGGAUCAUGCGGAACACUUGAGGACCGUGUUGCAGAUACUAAAAGAGAAGAAAUUCUAUGCGAAACUAUCUAAAUACGAGUUCUGGAAAUGUGAGGUGAAGUUCUUGGGUCACAUAGUGAGUAAAAAGGGUAUAUCAGUAUAUCCUGCUAAAGUGGAAGCAGUGAUGGAGUGGAAGCGACCGACCUCAGUUACCGAGAUAAGGAGUUUUCUGGGUUUAGCCGGCUACUAUCGGAGAUUCAUCAAAAGAUUCUAA